GGAAAAUAUAAAGAAAAGAUAGUCCUUGCUUGGUCACUAAUUCAAAAAUCAAGUUGAAAAAUUCGUGAGAUUGGGGAUGAAAUCUGAUCGGAUCUUGCUUUCUAAGCUGUGGAUUUUUUGUGGGUAGUAUUUCAACACAAAUAGGUUCUUCACUUCUGUCCUAAAACACACCCCACAGAUACUCAAUCAAGCCUAUUUUCUUCCUCUUCACCUUAUUCUGCCUUCUUCGUUUACUCUCUAUUAUUUGGAUCUCUUUAUCAGUGAGAUGGGCAUGGCAGCAGAAGCUCAGUUUCAUGUCUUAGCAGUUGAUGAUAGCAUCAUAGACAGAAAACUGAUUGAGAGGCUCCUGAAGAACUCAUCUUAUCAUGUUACUACAGUGGAUUCGGGGAGCAAAGCUUUAGAGUUUCUGGGUUUACAUGAGGAUAACCAGAGAAACUCAAACCCACCUUCUGUUAUUUCACAUAAUCAGGAAAUGGAAAUAAAUCUCAUCAUAACAGACUACUGUAUGCCUGGAAUGACAGGCUAUGAUUUGCUCAAAAGAAUCAAGGAAUCUUCAUCCUUGAAAAACAUUCCAGUUGUCAUCAUGUCCUCUGAGAAUGUACCAUCUAGGAUUAGCAGAUGCUUAGAAGAUGGAGCAGAGGAAUUCUUUCUUAAACCAGUACAGUUAUCAGAUAUGAAAAAGCUUCGACCCCAUCUUCUUAAGGGGAAGUUUAUGGAGCGACAACACCAUAAACAAUCACAACAACAACCCAACAACAAGAGAAAGGCCAUGGAAGAAGGCCUCUCAGGUGGCCUUUCACCUGAAAGAACCAGGCCAAGAUACACUAAGUGUAGUGAGACAUAG
Messenger RNA from Telopea speciosissima, 844 nucleotides. RefSeq names its product two-component response regulator ORR10-like. Bases 266 to 844 code for a protein of 192 amino acids. The record is from RefSeq and is a predicted model, not a curated record. Gene Ontology annotation, biological process: cytokinin-activated signaling pathway; phosphorelay signal transduction system. Lineage: Eukaryota; Viridiplantae; Streptophyta; Magnoliopsida; Proteales; Proteaceae. The transcript is spliced from 5 exons.